AUGGGAAACCAGCCAUCCAAGGAAGGCGGCCAUGCUUCUGGCAAGGGUGCCGGCGGUGAGCGCACUGCCGAGGAUCUCAAGUCAUACCCUUCGUUCGGCAGAUCCGAUACCAAGGAUUCAUCCCGCUCCUUCAAGGCCUUGCGAUCCAAAAUCCCCGGUUCCAGCAACAAGACUGACAGCCCGAGGAACUCUGUGAUUGCUUCUCCCGCUGACGAAAAGGCCGACGCUUCUUCGGGUAAGUCCCGAGGCCGCAAUGACUCCGCCACUUCUCCCACGUCGCCAUCAGGCGACAUCGAAUCCCCGCUUGACGACUCCCAGCCGCCCCCGUCUCCAACCCAGUCUAGCACUAUCAAGAGCGGGCAUCACGACGUGAGCGCUGCUCAGGCAUCCGGCGAGGUCGACCAUGUAUCUGACCAACCGCCUUGUGCCGGAGGCAGCCUCAACACACACAUGCAGCAGCCCGGCAAGUCCAUCUUGGCUAAGGGCGGUGACGGUGCCGCCACCCCUGUUGCCAAAACCUCGUCGACAAACUCUGGCGAUAGGCACGAGGGCGGCGUGGCCAUGAGCGACAUCAAGGACAUUGAUCUCGACGACUUUAUCAAGCGACUUCUCGACGCAGGUUACGCCGGCAAGGUUACCAAGAGCGUGUGCCUCAAGAACGCCGAGAUCGUUGCCAUCUGCCAGCGCGCCCGCGAGGUUUUCCUCUCCCAGCCUGCCCUUUUGGAACUCGACGCGCCGGUCAAGAUUGUCGGCGAUGUUCACGGCCAGUACACGGAUCUGAUUCGCAUGUUCGAAAUGUGCGGCUUCCCUCCUUCGUCCAACUACCUUUUCCUAGGCGACUAUGUCGACCGCGGCAAGCAAUCCCUCGAGACGAUUCUCCUCCUUCUGUGCUACAAGCUGAAGUUCCCUGAGAACUUCUUUCUCCUUCGAGGCAACCACGAGUGCGCCAACGUCACCAGAGUCUACGGGUUCUACGAUGAGUGCAAGCGUCGAUGCAACGUCAAGAUCUGGAAGACCUUCAUCGACUGCUUCAACACGCUGCCAAUCGCCGCCAUUGUUGCGGGCAAGAUUUUCUGCGUGCACGGCGGUCUUUCCCCUGCUCUGAGCCACAUGGACGAUAUUCGCAACAUCGCUCGACCCACCGAUGUACCCGACUACGGACUCUUGAACGAUCUCUUGUGGUCCGACCCGGCCGAUAUGGAGCAGGACUGGGAGGCCAACGAACGAGGUGUCAGCUACUGCUUCGGCAAAAAGGUCAUUCUUGACUUCCUUGCAACGCACGAUUUCGACUUGAUUUGCAGAGCUCAUAUGGUGGUUGAGGACGGGUACGAAUUCUUCAAUGAUAGGGUCCUUGUUACAGUUUUCAGUGCUCCCAACUACUGCGGCGAAUUCGACAACUGGGGCGCCGUGAUGUCUGUCUCUAACGAGUUGCUCUGCAGCUUCGAGCUGCUCAAGCCGCUUGACUCCAGCGCGCUGAAGAGCCACAUCAAGAAGGGCAGGAACAAGAGACAGAGCAUGCUCAACAGUCCGCCUGCGCACGUCGAGCCGCGAAGCGUUUGA
This is a messenger RNA of Colletotrichum aenigma, 1560 nucleotides long. RefSeq names its product Serine/threonine-protein phosphatase PP-Z (gene pzh1). The transcript has 3 exons. The record is from RefSeq and is a predicted model, not a curated record. NCBI's taxonomy places the organism in Eukaryota, Fungi, Ascomycota, Sordariomycetes, Glomerellales, Glomerellaceae. Gene Ontology annotation, molecular function: protein serine/threonine phosphatase activity. Gene Ontology annotation, cellular component: nucleus; cytoplasm. Bases 1 to 1560 code for a protein of 519 amino acids.